Molecule: messenger RNA, 967 nt
Organism: Rhineura floridana
Lineage: Eukaryota; Metazoa; Chordata; Lepidosauria; Squamata; Rhineuridae
Gene: CNIH1
Product: cornichon family AMPA receptor auxiliary protein 1
Exons: 5
Coding region: 167-601 (144 amino acids)
Biological process (GO): vesicle-mediated transport
Source: RefSeq, a predicted model, not a curated record
AUCGGUGCCGUGGCGCCUGCGCAGUGGGGUCCAGGUGGCCUCUCUCUCCUCGCUCACCGUCCGGGCCCGCGGCCGCCCUGAAUGAUCCGGCCCGGCAUCCCCCGCGCGCCGCUUGGCCCGGGCCGCCGCCGCCUCCUCCUCAGUUGCCGCCGCCGCUGCCGCCGCCAUGGCGUUCACGUUCGCCGCCUUCUGCUACAUGCUGGCGCUGCUCCUCACCGCCGCCCUCAUCUUCUUCGCCAUCUGGCAUAUUAUAGCUUUUGAUGAGCUGAAGACUGACUACAAGAACCCCAUAGACCAGUGUAAUACGCUUAACCCUCUUGUACUUCCGGAGUACCUCAUCCAUGCAUUCUUCUGUGUGAUGUUUCUGUGUGCGACAGAGUGGCUCACGCUGGGUCUCAAUAUGCCGUUACUGGCUUACCACAUCUGGAGGUAUAUGAGUAGGCCUGUAAUGAGUGGACCAGGACUCUAUGAUCCUACAACCAUCAUGAAUGCAGAUAUUCUAGCAUAUUGCCAGAAGGAAGGAUGGUGCAAACUAGCAUUUUACCUUCUGUCUUUUUUUUACUACCUAUAUGGCAUGAUUUAUGUUUUGGUGAGCUCCUAAAAGUGGGUGCCCAGCAGACUUGGUUCCAACAAAGUGCAUGCAGAGAAGCCACAAAGCAAAAGGUUAUUUUUAAGAAUGAAUCUGGUGUCAAGAUUUACAUAUGGAAUCUGAUGAUCACGGUUGCACCUGGGAGAAAAAAAUGCCUUCCUCUUCUCCCUUGCCCCCUUAAAAUGUGUCCAUACUUUAAUACUCACGGAAAGACUGUUUUGUUUUUUUAAGUGAUGAAAAUUACAUCUAAAUUAAUGUAAAGCGAUUACCUCUGGCUUUGGACAGUUUUGACCCUGCACUCCAUAAGGAGCAGCCAUACCCUCAAUUAUAAUUGUAUUAAUUGCUGUCCUUAGUCUAAUAGAAUUUUGUUUCUGUUUA